Molecule: messenger RNA, 666 nt
Organism: Plasmodium adleri (nom. inval.)
Lineage: Eukaryota; Apicomplexa; Aconoidasida; Haemosporida; Plasmodiidae
Product: conserved Plasmodium protein, unknown function
Exons: 3
Coding region: 1-666 (221 amino acids)
Source: RefSeq, a predicted model, not a curated record
AUGCCAAAGCAAAGAGGCUUUCGUCCUCAAGGACUUAUUGCCCCGAUUCAGAGAAUUAAAUAUACUGGCCCAACGAUACUAGACAAAAUAAACCGAGAAAGUAGACCCACAUGGGACGAUUUAAAAGACAGAAUUAAAAAUCAGGAAGGAUGUAAAAUGCUUGAAGAAUAUGAAAAUGCAAAAUACGUUGAAGAAUUAAAUAAAAACAGAGAGGAGAAAAUAAAAGAACAAGAAAAAAGGUACAUAAAAAAACUGAAAAAAGAAUAUAAAAAAAAAAAAAAGAAGAAAAAUAGUGACGAUAGUAAUACAACAGAUGAAAGUUCUGAAGAUGAAGAUUCUAAGAAAAAAAAAAAAAAUAAAAAUAAAAAUAAAAAAUACAGUGAUGAUAUGAGCUCUGAUGAAAUUUCUGAUUAUGAAAAAUCUAAGAAGAGAAAAAAAAAAGAAAAGAAAAGAAAAUAUAAACAUUCCUCAAGUAGCGAUGAAAGUAUGUCAUCUAGUGAUAGCUCAUCAUCAAAAAAAAUCAAUAAAAAGAAAAAAAGAAAAAAAAAUUCAUCAUCAUCCAUGAGUUCUUCGAGUGAUUCAAAUGUAAAGAAAAAACAUAAAAAGAAAAAGACAAGUGAUAAUGUCAACCCUUUUAAAUUAUCAAGUUUCUUUAAAAUGAAAUAA